UUCCUUCCUAGUCACAACCAUGCAUCCUUCGGUCUGGUACCGCGAUGAUUUUGGCCCCCGCUUGUCGCCUGCCUGCCGGUUAGUCUAUAAUCGGUGGAGUGGCAUCGCCGACACUGACCUUCCUGCGCACUUACACCGCGUCCGCGAUCGAGCUUGGCCCGUCGGACAAUACCCCUGCAUCGGCCAAUGGAUGUUUCUGCUGCCCGGGCUGGCAGGCUUCCCCGAAUUCCCCUCGAUGGUCGACCUCGUGCGACAACGAGAGGCCACCGUGCUCGACCUGGCGUGUGGACUGGGCCAGGACCUGCGGCUGCUCGCCGCCCACGCCGACGGGGCCCCGACGGCGCGCUGGUGGGCGCUGGACCUGGAACCCCGCCUGUGGGAACUGGGCUACGAGCUGUUCGGCGACCGCGAUCGCAUGGCCGCGCACUUUGUGGCCGGCGACUUUCGCACGCUCGACCUCACCGGCGACUCGCCGCUGGGCCCCCUCCGCGGCCACGUGGACCUGAUCAUCGCGAAUCAAUUCAUCCACCUGUUCGACCAGGCCGAUCAGCGGGAGGUGAUCCAGCGGAUUAUGGGGCUGUCGCGCCCGGGCACGAUGGUGGUGGGAUUCCAGCAGGCCCGGCGACAGCCCCGCGCGGAUGCACGCCCCUGGGGCACCAUGUUCUUUCAUAGUCGGGACUCGUUCGUCGCACUGUGGGAAUCGGUCCAGCACGACACGGCCACCGAAUGGACCGUGCAGGUGCGCGAGGUGGAUCUACGGCGCGAUUGGGGUUUGCAAGAGGAAGAUGUGGCCUGGAUGCCCGCCGAUCAAGUCGGCAUAGAGUUUGUCUUUGUCCGUAGCCACUAGCAGCUCCAACAAAUGGAACAGAAAAUCAUGAUCAUAAUACAACAAACUCAAUCAGACGAGAUUUUUUCUCAACUGGACGGGAACGCCGGGAGCAG
Aspergillus ibericus CBS 121593 is the source of this 942-nucleotide messenger RNA. RefSeq names its product class I SAM-dependent methyltransferase. The transcript has 2 exons. Lineage: Eukaryota; Fungi; Ascomycota; Eurotiomycetes; Eurotiales; Aspergillaceae. The coding region runs from base 20 to 847 and encodes 275 amino acids. The record is from RefSeq and is a predicted model, not a curated record.